CAUGGCUUGUAGUGCAAGUGGUAAGAUCAUGCUUCUUUCGCUGUUUGUUCUCUUCAUAAUUUUAAAUGCCACAUUUGCUCUGUCGACUAAAGGGGCAGUGCCACUAGAUGGGCAAACAUUUGAUAAGAUUGUGAAGCAACACAAAGUGACUUUAGUUAAGUUUGAUGAAAGUUACCCAUAUGGUGAAAAACAAGAUGAAUUUAAAAAAGUUGCUUCAAUGGCGGUAUCACAGCCUCACCUGCUAGUUGCUGAAGUUGGCAUUUCAAAGUAUGGUGACAAAGAAAACAGUGAAGUUGGUGACAGAUUUGGCAUCAAGGAAGAAGAUUUCCCACAAUACAGAUUAUUUUUGGGUGGAAAACUAGACGACCCGAUUAAAUAUUAUGGUGAUAUAAAAUCAGAUGAUAUAAUGGCAUUUGUGAAAGAAAAUUCUGGUCUGUGGAUCGGGCUUCAAGGAUGCCUGGAAAAUUUUGACAAGAUGGCUGUGAAGUUUAUGGGUGCUGAGGAAGCAGAGAGGAAAACUGUUUUAUCUGAUGCAGAGAAAGAAGUGGAGAAUUUAAAAGGCAACGAGAAGGCAUCAGCCGAGAUUUACGUCAAAACUAUGAAGAAGGUGUUAGAGAUAGGCGAUCACUUUGUAGAAAACGAGAUCGUUCGUGUGAAAACCUUACAAAAUAAGAAAGUGAAAGCAGAGAAGAAAGAGCAAUUCAAAGAUCGUUUGAAUAUUUUAUAUUCUUUCAGAGCAAAACCUGGUGGAAAAGAUGAGCUGUGAUUUAGUUAGGAAUAAAAGGUCAAUUUAACAAUAAUUUGACGGUGUUCACAGCGUUAAAUUUCAAGAAGGUCACUGUGACUGAAAAAUUCUACUGAAAUUUGUUAAUGUGAUUUUCUCCUUAAUUUAUCUCAUAAAUUUAGUGCAGAUUACACGAGUCAAUGAAGUGAAUUGGUUUUGAAUGAUUGUUUACUGGAUGAGAUUUUGCAGGCUUUGGUGUGUCAGUAUUGCUGCUACUGUAGAAUACUUUAUUUUCGCUUGGAAUUUAUUUUCGCUAUUUUCGCUGGAGGGAUGAUUCCGUGAAAAUAAAAUCCAGCGAAUAUACUUUUUUUCCUAUAUUUCACAUUAAACUCAUCAAAAAUCAGUGAAAAUAAAUUCCAUACAAAACGCCCAAAAAGCCUUUUCAGCGAAAAUUAAUUCCAGCGAAAAUAAAGUAUUCCACAGUAUUCUAUUCUGUUGUCCUUCAAUGCAGGUGAUGCUUUAUUAGAAAUACUGGGUAGUGAUGAUAGUAAGGCUAAAAAAAAAAAUAUUUAUUUGUCCUGAAAUGAUAUAGUGACGCUGCUUUAUUUUAUUUAUUUUUUAUUCUUGCAGUAUUACUUGAAAAAAAACAGCUGAAUUUGGUUUGGCCUAAUAUUGAGGGAUUAGGGAACAUCGUAAUUUUGUUGCAAAGGUUCAUUAAUGCUGGUGGAAUUUCCCAACUAAGGUGGAUAAAAUAGUAUGACAUUGUCUUAGGUGUGUGUAUGUGCAAUUUCUUUUUCAAUUCUACGAUGUUCGCAACCUGUAUGUUGACAAUCAUACAGUUACAUGUAUUGGAAUUCUUCAUCAUAUCUUGAUUAAAAAUGUUCAAUUAAAGUAUAUAUCAUGUUUGUCAUACAAGUAUUAUUAUUGGUUUAUAUCAUCAGGAUACAAA
Molecule: messenger RNA, 1673 nt
Organism: Saccoglossus kowalevskii
Lineage: Eukaryota; Metazoa; Hemichordata; Enteropneusta; Harrimaniidae
Product: endoplasmic reticulum resident protein 29-like
Biological process (GO): protein secretion
Cellular component (GO): endoplasmic reticulum; endoplasmic reticulum lumen
Source: RefSeq, a predicted model, not a curated record